AUGGAAUGGUGCAAUCAAAGUACUUCUAUCAAGUACCUGUUCAAAUACAUAAAUAAAGGUUCUGAUCGCAUUUCUGUUGUUAUUCAAACUUCUGACAACACUACUUGUGCUAACAAAAAUCACAUUGAUGAAAUCAAGCAAUAUAUAGAUUGUCGAUACAUCUCCCCAAGUGAAGCAUGUUGGAGGAUAUUUGUGUAUUCUAUUCACGGUAGGAAGCUAGCUGUUGAAAGAUUGUAUUUUCACUUAGAAGGAGAAAAUUAUGUAUACUAUAAAGACUUCGAGCAAAUUGGGAAUGUUUUACUCAAACCAAGUGUAACCGAAUCAAUGUUUACAGCAUGUUUUGAGGCAAACAAAAAAUUUGAAGAUGCACGAUUGUUAACAUAUGGUGAUUUUGUCUCUAAGUUUGUUUACCAUAAACCAAGUAGGAGUUGGAAACCUAGGAAAAAAGGGUAUACCAUUGGUCGUCUUAUUUGGGUUCCUCAAAGCACAUGUGAAUUAUUUUAUCUACGGAUGAUGUUGACUUUCAAAAAGGGGCCAUUAUGUUACAAAGAUAUCAAAUUUGUUGAUGGUGUACAAUACAACACUUUUAGAGAAGCAUGCUUUGCUAUGGGAUUCUUACAAGAUGAUAGAGAAUUUAUUGAGGAAAUUAAGGAGGCCCAUGUUUGGGGUUCUGAUGUAUUUUUACGAAAAUUGUUUGUUACAAUGUUGUUAUCAUCAUGCAUGAAUAGACCCGAACAUGUUUGGAAUAGUUCAUGGUUCUACUUAUCAGAUGGUAUUCUUUAUGAAUAA
Lathyrus sativus (Indian pea) is the source of this 789-nucleotide messenger RNA. The record is from the annotation of a GenBank genome assembly. Lineage: Eukaryota; Viridiplantae; Streptophyta; Magnoliopsida; Fabales; Fabaceae.